Molecule: messenger RNA, 2290 nt
Organism: Electrophorus electricus (electric eel)
Lineage: Eukaryota; Metazoa; Chordata; Actinopteri; Gymnotiformes; Gymnotidae
Gene: cyp17a2
Product: cytochrome P450, family 17, subfamily A, polypeptide 2
Biological process (GO): hormone biosynthetic process; progesterone metabolic process
Molecular function (GO): heme binding; iron ion binding; steroid 17-alpha-monooxygenase activity
Source: RefSeq, a predicted model, not a curated record
CACACAUAUCCACACGUACACCUACAUACACUGGAACUGUAUUCAAAUAUUUACAAAUAUGGAUGAACACUAACAUCUAUGACUUUGUUACAUUGACUGUGCUGUCAUCUACAUCUCACACAUACAGACUCGCACCCAGAAACACAUACCUACUCACUAUGGACUGCAUUGAAGGCUCAGAACCUGAGGCACCCCUGGUGACACUGUUCACUUCUCCGGUGACUCUCACACUUUGUUGCUCCACCGCUGUACUGGUCCUGGUUUUGGCCAAGUACAUGCUGGGAUGGCCUCGGUCCUCCACAGCGGAUGUUCCCCUGCCCAGCCUACCCAGGGUGCCCGUCCUGGGCAGCCUGCUGCACCUGCGCUCAUCGCUCCCGCUGCACCUCCUCUUCACGCAGCUGGCCGGCGAAUGCGGGCCCCUAUUUGGCCUGCAUGUGGGGCCCCACCGCACACUGGUGGUGAGCGGCGUGGGCCUGGCCAGAGAUGUGCUGCUGCAUAAGGGCAGGGACUUCGCCGGGCGGCCCAAGAUGGUCACCACAGAGCUGCUGUCGCGGGGGGGGAAAGACAUUGCCUUUGCGGACUACAGCCCGCUGUGGAAGAGCCACCGGCGACUGGUUCAUUCCUCAUUCGCCUUGUUUGGAGAAGGUUCCAACAAGCUCCAGACCAUCGUACUGGAAGCUGCAGAAAGUUUGUGUUCCGAGCUCCAGUCCUGCAGGGGGCAGUGUGUGGAUCUGAGUCCCAUCCUGAUGCGAGCUGUCACCAAUGUAGUGUGCAGGCUGGUUUUCAAUUCGUCUUACCAUCCCCAUGAUCCAGAGCUCCAGCAGGUCAUGGACUAUAAUGAUGGCAUCGUCCAGACCAUUGCACGGGGAGGCCUCGUGGACACCUUUCCCUGGCUACAGAUUUUCCCCAAUAAGGACUUGGCUAAGCUGAGGGAGUGUGUGUGUAUCAGAGACAAACUACUGAGUAAGAAACUAGAAGAACACAAGUUGACUUUUACUCCUGGAGAGCCACGCGACCUCCUGGAUGCGCUCCUGAAUGGCCAGAGGGUGUCGGCUGGUGACAUCACCGACGAUCACGUCCUGAUGACAGCGGCCGAAGCCUUUGGAGCUGGGGUGGAGACCACAUCCACCACUUUACUGUGGACUGUAGCAUUCUUACUGCACCACCCACAAGUGCAAAAACGUCUUCAUGCAGAGCUGGAUGAGCAUGUGGGAAGGGAUCGCCCCCCUGCUUUGAGUGACAGGCCGAACCUGCCAUUCCUGGAGAGUGUGCUGUGUGAAGUGAUGAGGAUCCGCCCCGUCAGUCCUAUCCUUAUCCCCCAUGUCGCUAUGCAGGACACCAGUUUAGGAGGCCAUGCCGUCUCCAAGGGAACAAGAGUUUUGGUGAACAUGUGGGCGAUCCACCACGACCCCAAACACUGGGACGAACCUGAUCUUUUCCUGCCGGAGAGGUUCCUGGAUGCCACAGGUAAGAAGAUAACCCCGCCCAGUUUCCUUCCUUUUGGGGCGGGACCCAGAGUGUGCGUCGGUGAAUCACUGGCCCGGAUAGAGCUAUUCCUGUUUGUCAGCUCACUUCUGCAGCAGUUCCAUUUUAGUGUUCCACCUGGAGCUUCCCUGCCUGACCUGCAGGGGCGCUACGGAGUGGUACUGCAGCCGCUACGCUACAGUGUGACAGUCAGCCCGCGACACUGAUCCCGGUCGUCCUGCUCUCUUCUGUUUGCAUUGCAUGGGUUCUUCAUCUGUCACCAUUAAAACUCCACGUGCACUCACUUAGGCCUAAUUAUAAUGUCACGGAUUACCCCUCUACCUUUCAUUGUAUUGUAGCUUACAUUUAAAUGUAUUUGUGUAUUUAAAUGUAUUUAAAUAGAGCUGUGUCAUGGAUUACCCCUCUACCUUUCAUUGUAUUGUAGCUUACAUUUAAAUGUAUUUGUGUAUUUAAAUGUAUUUAAAUAGAGCUGUGUCAUGGAUUACCCCUCUACCUUUCAUUGUAUUGUAGCCUACAUUUAAAUGUAUUUGUGUAUUUAAAUGUAUUUAAAUAGAGUUGUGUCAUGGAUUACCCCUCUACCUUUCAUUGUAUUGUAACCUACAUUUAAAUGUAUUUGUGUAUUUAAAUGUAUUUAUAUAGACUCGCGUGAUGGAUUACCCUUCUACCUUUCAUGGCAUUGCAAGCUGUCAGGGGCCAGUGAUGCUGAAGGGGAUGUGUACCUAACUCUGCAGUGUCAGUGUAUCAGCCUGGCUCUGGGAGAAAAAAAACAAGAUGCAUGUAUUCAUUAGUGUGCACGUGAUUAAGC